GUCGAGCGCAGAAUCCCCGCAGCCCCCGUCACGUGACGCUCCCAACGUCACUCCGGCCGAGGAGAGGGAAAGACGGCGAGAGUGGGGGAAAGUUGGCCGCCAUUUUUUCUCCCUCGACGGACGAUGCGGCGGAGCCUUCGCCCCGCAGCCGGGCCCUCGCUGGCGCUCCUCGCGCUGCUGUACGGACCCCUGCCCGGAGCUCUGCCCUCCAAGGUCCCCGCAUACGAAUGCGGAAGAAGGCCUCUUGUGGAUGAGACAGCAGAAGGAUCUCGGAUUAUAGGUGGACAUGAUGCUCAGCUUGGGGCUUGGCCAUGGCAAGUUAGUCUACAAGCUCAACCUGCUCCUCGAGAAUCUUUUUACCAUAUAUGUGGUGGAUCUUUAAUUAAUAGCAACUCAGUGCUGACAGCAGCACACUGCAUUAAAGUAAAUAUGAGUCCAGAAUCUUGGAGGGCAGUGAUUGGCUUGCAUCAUCUGUAUAAACCCCACUCUCGUACUGUAAUACAGAAGGUCAGCACUAUCACAAUCCAUUCUGACUUUGAAUGGGGCACCUUUGAAAAUGAUGUUGCCUUGUUUCAACUUGCCAAGCCUGUCAAGUACAAUGACUAUAUUCAGCCCAUCUGCUUACCUGACACUCCUCCUCUCCUGUCUCAUGAGACCUCGUGUUACAUAAGUGGAUGGGGAAGCACAUAUGAACAUGGCCAAGCUGUACGUAUAUUACAAGAAGCUCGAGUCAACAUUAUUCCACAGCAAAUCUGUAACAAAUUUGAUUGGUAUGCUGGGGGAGUAUCAUUGAAUAUGCUUUGUGCUGGUACUGAAAAUGGGAGUGUCGAUAGCUGCCAGGGAGACAGUGGUGGUCCUCUGAUGUGUUCUUUCCUAGAUGACAAGUAUUAUCUGGUAGGAAUCACCAGCAGUGGUGUUGGUUGUGGCCGACCACAAUUACCGGGAAUCUAUAUCCGUGCAGCAAAUUACAGAAGUUGGAUUGAUUCACAUGUAUCUGACAACAAAACCACCACUGUGAGCAUUCAGUUUGUCCUGAUCUUUUCAACUGCUGGAUGGGUAACUUUCCACCUCAUUCUCACGAUGCGGCGUUUUAGUGGGCCGGCUGCUGGCUGGCUGGCGCUGCUCCUGCUGCUGCUGGGCGAGGCUACUGGCGAGAACCCCUCGGCCGGGAUCUCUCUAGAGAAAUGUGGAACCAGGCCACUUGUAGAUGAGACCACAGAGGAAGAACGGAUUGUAGGUGGACAUGACGCUGAAGUUGGAAGAUGGCCUUGGCAAGUUAGUCUUCAAGUUCACCAUACUAAUGGAAGAUACCUUCAUGUAUGUGCUGGAUCUUUAAUUGAUUAUGACUCCGUGCUAACAGCAGCACACUGCAUUCAAAACAGGACAACACCACAGCUUUGGAGGGCUGUGUUUGGCUUGCGUCGACUUUAUGGAGACAAGAUUCAUUCUGUAAACAGCCAGGUGAUGAAAAUCAUGCCCCACUGUCGUUAUGAUGCAAGAAGUCACGUAAAUGAUAUUGCCUUGUUUAAAUUAAGCCAGUUUAUCACAUACAAUGACUAUAUUCAGCCCAUCUGUUUACCUAGCACUCCUCUUCUCCUGAGUGACAGGAACCCAUGUUAUAUAAGUGGAUGGGGAUUGACAAAAGAGAAUGGUACACCAAGUUAUAUAUUACAAGAAGCUGAAAUAAAAGUUUUUCCACACGAAGUCUGUAAUAGUUACGAUUGGUAUAAUGGACAACUAUCAAGGAAUCAGCUUUGUGCUGGCUCUGAAAGUGGACAUGUUGACACUUGCCUGGGAGACAGUGGUGGUCCUCUGAUGUGUUAUUUGCCAGAUGAUGACAAGUUUUAUCUGGUAGGAAUCACCAGCUUUGGUAUUGGCUGUGGUCGACCAAAAUUACCAGGAAUCUAUAUACAUGCAGCUAAUUACAGAAGUUGGAUAGAUUCACGCCUACUUGGCAAAACCUCCAUUGUGAGCAUUCCAUGUGUUCUGAUUUUUUCAACUGUGGUGUGGGUAACCAUUCAUCUUGUUCUGUGAACAGGCAAACUCUGCUUCCAUUGCACUUUUAAACUCAAUUAUUUCCUCCUGCAAAUCUUUACCAAAAUUCAAUAUUUAACAGUUACUAUGCUUUAUAAUCUACUUUGAAUUGACAAAUUCAAAAACAAGUUUUAUCUGCAAAGAUAUAAACCCAGAAACACUGUUCAUUUAAUUUCCUUUAUGAAUCGCUUCUCAUAAAGCUUCCCAAAGCGAUUUCACAAUAAAAAAUAUGUAUAUACAGACUGGUUUAUCCAUGCCUCCCCUUGUUAUGCUGCUUCCAUCAUCCUCCUGGAAAAACCCCCCCUGCUCUUUAGUGUUCAAUUGGAGCGAGCAGGAAUCUGGGUUUCCCCCAGAUUGCCAUUUGUUCUGAUAUAUCACUAAAGAGCGGGUUUUCCCUUGGAAAGGGGAAAACUCCAGUCAAGCGGGAAACUGCCAGGACUUGUGCUUUCUAGGCACAGCAUAUGCGGAAUUUACAUAUAUGUAUAUUUUACAUUUUUUGAUGGGUGGGGUAUAAAUAAUAAAAUCAUUAUUAUUAUGUACAAUUUUAAAAGCUAUGGUAGUAAGAUCAGUGGUAGCUAAUAAAUAAGUUGCCUGUGUUUAGGACCAAGCUUUAUCAGUACAAGGGGGACUGGUUUGUUGAGUGAUACAUUAUUGUUUCAGUGUUUUAUCACACACUGUUGUAAUUUAUUGUUUAAUACUGAUGUGAACUGUUCACAAGUGCUUUAU
Podarcis muralis (Common wall lizard) is the source of this 2760-nucleotide messenger RNA. Its product is annotated as transmembrane protease serine 12-like. NCBI's taxonomy places the organism in Eukaryota, Metazoa, Chordata, Lepidosauria, Squamata, Lacertidae. Gene Ontology annotation, molecular function: serine-type endopeptidase activity. The record is from RefSeq and is a predicted model, not a curated record. Gene Ontology annotation, biological process: proteolysis.